Messenger RNA from Epithele typhae, 888 nucleotides. Its product is annotated as peptidase C14, caspase domain-containing protein. Gene Ontology annotation, biological process: proteolysis. The transcript has 14 exons. The coding region runs from base 1 to 888 and encodes 295 amino acids. Gene Ontology annotation, molecular function: cysteine-type endopeptidase activity. The record is from RefSeq and is a predicted model, not a curated record. NCBI's taxonomy places the organism in Eukaryota, Fungi, Basidiomycota, Agaricomycetes, Polyporales, Epitheliaceae.
AUGGACGUUCGGGUGGUAGUCAGGAAGUACCAUGGGUGCGACAACGUCAAUGAACUGAGGCCGAUUUCGACGCACCAUCCGGAAGGCCAAAACCAUUUCUUCCAGUACUCCAAAUGCAGCGGGAGAAGGAGGGCUGUUUGCAUUGGAGUCAACUAUCUCGGCCAAGACCACCCGCUGCGUGGGUGCAUCAACGACGCGCGGAACGUUCGCCGCUUUCUCUUGAAUCGAAGGUUCGCAAACGAGGACAUUUUCAUGCUCACAGACGACGCUACAGAUCCCCGAGCGAUACCGACGCGAGUGAACAUCCUCGAUGCCAUGCAUUGGCUCGUCACGGGGGCGCAUCCGCACGAUUCGCUCUUCUUCCACUACUCGGGGCACGGAUCUCAGGUGCCAAGUAAAACCGGCGACGAAGUGGAUAGCAUGGAUGAAAUCAUAUUUCCGGUGGACUACCAGAAGGCUGGGUACAUACUCGACGACCUUAUUCACAAGGUUUUGGUCGCGUCACUCCCAGUCGGAUGCCGUUUGACGGCGAUCUUCGACUCAUGCCAUUCCGGCUCUGUCAUGGAUGUCCCGUACACCUACUCCCAAAGCGGUUAUACCAAAAAGGGCGGUGUGACGGCCGAGUGGUUCGACCGCAACUCCUCUCCCGCCGAUGUGAUCUGCUGGAGUGGAUGCAGCGACACCCAAACCAGUGCUGACACGUUCGAAGACGGCUCUGCGGUGGGCGCAAUGAGCUGGGCUUUCAUGUCGUCGCUGCGCGACAAACCCGACCAGAGCUAUCAAGAAUUGUUGGCGUCCAUUCGAACCCUCCUGAAGGACAGGUACAGCCAAAUACCGCAGCUUUCAAGCUCACAUGAGAUUGACACGAACCUCAAAUUCAUUAUUUAA